Limanda limanda (common dab) is the source of this 429-nucleotide messenger RNA. RefSeq names its product chemokine-like protein TAFA-5. The coding region runs from base 1 to 429 and encodes 142 amino acids. NCBI's taxonomy places the organism in Eukaryota, Metazoa, Chordata, Actinopteri, Pleuronectiformes, Pleuronectidae. Gene Ontology annotation, molecular function: G protein-coupled receptor binding; receptor ligand activity. The record is from RefSeq and is a predicted model, not a curated record. Gene Ontology annotation, biological process: G protein-coupled receptor signaling pathway. The transcript has 4 exons.
AUGCAGCUCCUCCGGCCGGCCUGGGCUUUGACUGCCGCUGCGGUCUGCAUCCUGCUGCUGCUGCUGCUCCACAACCAAAUCCUCAGAGAAGGUCAGCUGGCGGCGGGGACCUGUGAGAUUGUUACUCUGGACAGGGACAGCAGCCAACCAAGGAGGACCAUUGCACGACAGACGGCCCGCUGCGCCUGCAGGAAGGGGCAGAUCGCCGGGACGACACGAGCCAGACCGGCCUGUGUCGAGGUUCGUAUUGUCAGGAGCAGACAGUGGUGUGAGAUGAGUCCUUGUUUGGACGAUGAAGGUUGUGAUCUACUGGUCAAUCAGUCGGGCUGGACCUGCACACAACCAGGAGGCCGAGUCAAGACCACCACGCUGGUAUAUACCUUAGAUUGGGUCCUGCCGUGUCCCAAAACUGGUGUGGGGUCAUUGUGA